Molecule: messenger RNA, 315 nt
Organism: Aspergillus ruber CBS 135680
Lineage: Eukaryota; Fungi; Ascomycota; Eurotiomycetes; Eurotiales; Aspergillaceae
Product: GroES family chaperonin
Exons: 4
Coding region: 1-315 (104 amino acids)
Cellular component (GO): mitochondrial matrix
Molecular function (GO): metal ion binding; ATP binding; protein-folding chaperone binding
Source: RefSeq, a predicted model, not a curated record
AUGUCUAUCCUCCGUAACGUCAAGACCCUUGUCCCUCUCUUCGACCGUGUCCUGGUCCAGCGCGUCAAGCCCGAGACCAAGACCGCCUCGGGUAUCUUCCUCCCCGAGAGCAGCGUCAAGGAGCAGAACGUUGCCAAGGUCCUUGCUGUUGGCCCCGGUGCCCUUGACAUCAACGGCAAGAAGAUUCCCGUCAGCGUUGCUCCUGGUGACCACGUCUUGACUCCUCAGUUCGGUGGUAGCCCCCUCAAGGUUGGCGAUGAGGACUACACCCUCUACCGGGACUCUGAGAUCCUUGCCAAGAUCAACGGCGAGUAA